UAGUGCUGUAAGAGUUUUCCAUCAGAUUGAUGAGAAAGAUUACAUAUCAUGGAAUUCGAUGCUCUCCUGCUACAUCCAACACGGUUUGUAUGUUGAGGCCAUUGAGUUUUUUUGGUGAAAUGCUUCAACAUGGUUUUCAGCCUGAUCAUUCCUGUGUUGUAAGCUUAUCCUCAGCAUUGGGACAUUUGGGUUGGCUAAACAAUGGCAGAGAGGUUCAUGCCUAUGCUAUAAAGCAUAGGCUUCAUACUGAUUUGCAGGUUGGGAAUACAUUGAUGGACAUGUACAUAAAGUGUGAUUCCAUAGAGUGUUGUGCAAAAGUAUUUGAAAGCAUGAGUAUUAGAGAUCACAUAUCUUGGACAACAAUCCUUGCUUGUUUUGCGCAGAGUUCUCAGCAUUUUGAAGCACUGGGAAUAUUCCGAGGAGUGCAGAAACAAGGGAUUAAGGUGGAUUCUAUGAUGAUUGGAAGCAUUUUAGAAGCAUGUAGUGGUUUGAAAAUCCUCUCUCUGCUAAAGCAAGUUCAUUCGUAUGCUAUUAGAAAUGGGUUGCUUGAUUUGAUACUGAAGAAUUGGCUGAUAGAUAUAUAUGGGCACUGCAGAGAGGUUCACCAUUCACUAAAUAUAUUUCAGACGGUAGAGAAAAAGGACAUUGUUACUUGGACUAGUAUGAUAAACUGUUGUGCAAAUAAUGGGCUGUUAAAUGAAGCUGUUUCCUUAUUUACUGAGAUGCAGAAAGCAAAUAUUGAACCUGAUUCUGUAGCACUAGUAAGUAUUUUGGUGGCUAUUGCUGGUUUGUCAUCAUUGACAAAAGGAAAACAGGUUCAUGGCUUUCUAAUCAGAAGGAACUUUCCUAUAGAAGGUCCGGUGGUUAGUUCCCUCGUGGACAUGUAUUCUGGUUGUGGAAACAUGAUCUAUGCUACCAAAGUAUUCUAUGGGGCUAAAUAUAAGGAUGUGGUUCUUUGGACACCAAUGAUUAACACUACUGGCAUGCAUGGACAUGGCAAGCAAGCCAUAGAUAUUUUUGAGAGAAUGCUACAGACUGGUCUGACUCCUGAUCAUGUUUGUUUCCUUGCUCUGCUGCAUGCUUGUAGUCAUUCAAAGCUUGUUGAUGAGGGUAAAUACUAUCUGGAUAUGAUGAUGAACAAGUACCAGGUAAAACCGUGGCAGGAGCACUAUGCCUGUGUGGUUGAUAUUCUUGGCCGCUCAGGCCAGACUGAGGAGGCUUACAGGUUCAUUGAGUCUAUGCCUAUGAAACCAACAUCUGUGGUGUGGUGUGCACUGCUUGGGGCAUGUCGUGUCCACAAAAACCAUGACCUUGCUGUGGUUGCAGCCAAUAAGCUUCUUGAGCUGGAACCUGACAACCCAGGCAACUAUAUUCUUGUAUCAAAUGUUUUUGCUGAGAUGGGAAAGUGGAAUGAUGUCAAUGAAGUUAGAACCAGGAUGGAAGAACUAGGGUUGAGAAAAGAUCCAGCUUGCAGUUGGAUUGAGAUAGGGAACAAUGUCCACACUUUCACAGCAAGAGAUCACUCUCAUAGAGACUCAGAGGCAAUCCAUCUCAAGCUUGCUGAGAUAACAGAAAAAAUGGGGAAAGAAGGUUACACAGAGGACACAAGGUUUGUCCUUCAUGAUGUGAGUGAAGAAAAGAUAGAUAUGUUGCAUAAACACAGCGAGAGGCUUGCAAUAGCAUUCAGCUUGAUCAGCACUCGUUCAGGUACGCCUCUAAGGAUAGCUAAGAACCUCAGGGUGUGUGGUGACUGCCACGAGUUCACCGAGCUGGUGUCCAAGCUGUUUGAAAGGGAUAUCGUGGUCCGAGAUGCCAACAGGUUCCACCAUUUCAGUGGAGGCUCUUGUUCUUGUGGAGACUUCUGGUGAACGUGAUUUAGGCCAUAGAACUAACUACAUAGGCAUCUUAUUGGCUGAGAGCUUACUCCAGACUUCUGGUCCUCUGAUAUUAUUAAUUUUGUCUGAUCUGAGGCAUUUGGGCUAAUGAAAUGACAGUACUAACUUUUCUGCGCUGAGGCAUUCGAGGCAUUUUUGAGAAUCUUCUUGAAUUAGUUGUUUGGUCAUCAACAUAUAAAAUGGAUAAGCUGCAAAGACUCAAAUGACAUGGAAAAUUGGAAACUCUGUAUUGUGUAUGUUCACAUGUUUGUCUAUUUCAGCCUGAGUGUUUCAGUAAUCUUAGAAAAAGGUAUAGAAGGACAAGGUGUCCUGUGAAUUGUCAAAAAUGUUUGCUUAAGAAUUUUUGGUUGAUAUGGGUACAGAAGGACAGGAUGUUCUGCGAAUUGUCAAGAAGUACCUGAUGCUGGGAUCUAGAGCAAUAUCUUAUCUCGCUUCUUUUGCAAACACGGCAAGCAUUAGAUUUGACUCCCAGUUCCUGCUUUUCACGGUUGAUGGUCUGUGGGAGCAUGUGGAGAAAAAUGGAAUUUUAAAAAGGAUUGUGCUGAUUAUUUCUUCCUCUUUACUAAGGUCUUUCUCGCUGGUACAAUUGACAUACAGCACUGAGGAGACGAAGCCAGCAGCUAAGUAAACAGGUGGAAGUCAACCAUCAAGGAACCAUUAGCUCUCGGAAAGGUAAAGAAAUUCAUCGACCAAAUUGACAGCUGGAGUCAACCAGAACCAUUAUAUUAGUUCUCAGAAAGCUCAAGAAUCUUUUUUUUUUCAUGGAGGAAUUUACACUGGUGUGGAAGGAGAUAUUUGUGUCAGUUCAGAUGGUGCCUUCAAAAUGCUCUGGAGAUCACACUCCAUUCAAGGACCUAAGCAACUCCAUCACAGCAACUACAACUACAUAAUUGUAGGCAACGGAAUGCAGCAGGACCUGAUGCUUUCACGUCUUGGCUCUUGGAUACAAUAGGAUACGUUAAUGGGUGCUGAUGGCUUGUGAAAAGACCAAGAGGGGAGAGAGAAAGGGGGAAGUGAGGAGAUAAAGGGGUGAAAGUGAUAUUUCAUGGACUUUAGUUCUAUCCAUUAGCCAUGUCUCCAAACGGGAGUGCUAAUGGGUAGAAGUGCUAACAGGAGUGCUAAUCUGGCAUUUCUGGCUGAGACAAAACCAUCUGGCAUUCUGGCUGAGACAAAAUCAUGUGAUCGGAGUGUACCAAGUUCUUUGUCAGAAUGAAUAAGUGCCAAAUUGCAGUUCUUUGGUGCAUUUGUAUAUGGAGCUUGAGUUCAUAGGUUACGCUGCAUUCCCAUAUUUUGUAAUUCAACUGAACCUGCAAUGACAGAUUUGGCUGGAAAAUGCUUAUGCGAAACAUGCUCUGAAUUCUGCCACCGUGAU
Messenger RNA from Setaria italica (foxtail millet), 3267 nucleotides. Its product is annotated as pentatricopeptide repeat-containing protein At3g63370, chloroplastic. The transcript has 5 exons. Gene Ontology annotation, biological process: RNA modification. Lineage: Eukaryota; Viridiplantae; Streptophyta; Magnoliopsida; Poales; Poaceae. Gene Ontology annotation, molecular function: RNA binding; zinc ion binding; protein binding. The record is from RefSeq and is a predicted model, not a curated record. Bases 30 to 1868 code for a protein of 612 amino acids.